UGUGCGUGAAUAUACAAUACGUGCCUAGUCGAGUCGCCAAUGCGGUACCCGUGCAAACUUUAUCCUCCGGCUUCACGUCGUCAUGGGCAUUUAUGUUUUUUAACUUGUGAGCAGAAUUCCUACUUGUGAUCAUCAUGAUCAGUAAAGUGUUCCGUGCCAUCAUUCUGGGCCCUCCGGGGUCCGGUAAGGGAACCAUCUCGUCCAGGAUUGUGAGAGAUUUUAAGCUGAAGCACUUGUCAAGCGGUGACCUUCUCAGGGCUCAGGUGCGAAAUCAAACAGCUGCUGGUUUAAAGGCUAAAGACUUCAUGGAGCAAGGAGCUUUGGUGCCGGACCAGUUAAUGGUGGACCUUAUAUUGAGUGAACUGAAAGGACUCUCCUCAGCAGACUGGCUCCUUGAUGGCUUUCCGCGGACAGUCGAGCAGGCCAAGGCCUUAGCCGACAGCAUCGCACUGGACACGGUCAUCAACCUGGAUGUGCCGUUUGAUGUCAUCGUCAGUCGGCUGGAGGGACGAUGGGUGCACGCCCCCAGCGGCAGGGUUUAUAACUUGGAGUGGAACCCACCAAAGGAAGCGGGUAAAGACGAUCUUACCGGGGAGCCACUCACCCAGAGGGACGAUGACAGACCAGAGACGGUGUUGGCACGGCUGAGGGCAUACCAAGAGAUGACAACACCUGUGACCGACUUUUUCAGGGAAAUGAAUAAGUUGGAGGAGUUUACCGGAACGGAAUCCGACAAGAUCUGGCCGCAUGUUCACAAGUUUCUCUCGUCAAAGUUGCCGCCCAAAGGCUGAUCUUCUUUCAGGUUGUUUGCUUGUUCUUCCUCAAGAUGAUCAAGGUCCCAAAAGAAUAGGUAAUUCCAAUUUUCAGCUAUCAAAAAAUGUAUAUGUACAUACAAUUUGCGGCACUCUAUUAGAAAAGCCGGAAACUUUUAAAAAAAAUGAUGCAUCUGUACCAAAAAAGUGUUUAAUAUUAACCAAUUCGGGCAAUUUGCAGUGCCAUGCACGGACAACAGGUUGCCAUGGAGAGGCCAUUUUUGCAGUGCAUCGUGGGAAAUGAUUGAAAGAAUCCAUUUGCGAACCGUGUGUCAGGAAACUUGAAUUAUUCUUGUGGUCUUUUUGCCCUGGCAUUAGAUUCUUAAGUGUAUUUUGAAAAUCUGUUGUCCUAAUCCUUUCUUAUUUCCCUUUGAGCCUACCCCCCCCCGGCCCUUUUUGCUAGGGACCCUCCUUAGUCCACCAGAAUCCUCCAAUUUGGGGAAGGGUGAAAAAUCGGAUUCUUCCUCAAGCGUCCGAAAUCCUCCAAAUUUCUUGAUAAUGUACUUGGAGGUGUGCCUACUGCCUCUAUCCUUCAAAAUCCUCCGGCAA
This is a messenger RNA of Acanthaster planci (crown-of-thorns starfish), 1361 nucleotides long. RefSeq names its product adenylate kinase 3 (gene ak3). NCBI's taxonomy places the organism in Eukaryota, Metazoa, Echinodermata, Asteroidea, Valvatida, Acanthasteridae. Gene Ontology annotation, biological process: nucleobase-containing compound metabolic process. Gene Ontology annotation, cellular component: mitochondrion. The record is from RefSeq and is a predicted model, not a curated record. Gene Ontology annotation, molecular function: ATP binding; AMP kinase activity.